Messenger RNA from Lepisosteus oculatus (spotted gar), 1934 nucleotides. RefSeq names its product FERM domain-containing protein 5. The record is from RefSeq and is a predicted model, not a curated record. NCBI's taxonomy places the organism in Eukaryota, Metazoa, Chordata, Actinopteri, Semionotiformes, Lepisosteidae. Gene Ontology annotation, cellular component: cytoskeleton. Gene Ontology annotation, molecular function: cytoskeletal protein binding.
GAGAAGAUGUUGAGCCGACUGAUGAGCGGCAGCAUCAGGAAUCUGGAAAGAGAAUACAAUUGCACCGUGAGGCUCCUGGAUGACACGGAAUACACCUGCACGAUUCAGCGGGAUGCGAAGGGACAGUAUCUGUUUGACCUCAUCUGCCACCACUUGAACUUACUGGAGAAGGACUACUUUGGAAUACGAUAUGUGGACCCUGACAAGCAAAGACACUGGUUGGAGUUCACAAAGUCAAUUGCCAAACAAAUGAAAUCUCAGCCACCAUUCACCAUGUGUUUCCGGGUUAAAUUCUACCCCCCAGAUCCUGCUGCGCUGAAAGAAGAAAUCACUAGGUAUCUAGUCUUCCUGCAGAUCAAGAGAGAUCUGUACCAUGGUCGCCUCCUGUGCAAGACAUCAGACGCUGCGAUCCUGGCUGCUUACAUCUUACAAGCUGAAAUUGGGGACUACGACCCUGGCAAGCACCCUGAAGGCUACAGCUCCAAGUUCCAGUUCUUCCCCAAACACUCAGAGAAGCUGGAGCGCAGGAUUGCAGAGAUUCAUAAGACUGAGCUGAGCGGACAGUCACCCGACACGUCAGAGCUGAACUUCCUGCAGAAAGCCCAGAUGCUGGAGACGUACGGAGUGGAUCCUCAUCCUUGCAAGGAUGUGUCAGGAAAUCCUGCCUUCCUUGCCUUCACCCCGUUCGGCUUCGUGGUGCUUCAGGGAAACAAGAGGAUCCAUUUUCUCAAGUGGAAUGAGGUGACAAAGCUGAAGUUUGAAGGAAAGACAUUCCAUAUAUAUGCAAAUCAGAAGGAGGAUAAAAAAAUCAUUUUGACAUACUUUGCACCUACGCCUGAAGCCUGCAAACAUCUCUGGAAGUGUGGAGUAGAAAACCAGGCCUUCUACAAGUUAGAGAAGUCGAGCCAGGUACGCACUGUGUCCAGCAGUAACCUGUUCUUUAAAGGGAGCCGGUUCCGAUUCAGCGGUAGAGUAGCAAAAGAAGUGAUGGAGCAAAGUGCAAAAAUCAAACGAGAACCUCCUGAAAUACACAGGGCUGGCCUGGUGCCCAGCAGGAGUUGCCCGUCCAUAACGCAUGGCCCGCGCUUGAGCAGUGUGCCGCGCACACGUCGGAGAGCAGUGCACAUCUCCAUCAUGGAAGGUCUGGAGUCCCUGCGUGACAGCGCCCACUCCACGCCAGUGCGCUCCGCCUCGCACGGAGACUCCUUCGUGCCCCGGUCCCGCAGCCUGGCGGCCGACGCCUGCGAGGGGGGCAGCGCCGUCAUCGCGGACGAGGCCUACAGCCCGUCGGACAGCGUGCUGCCCACCCCCGUGGCCGAGCACAGCCUGGAACUGGCCAUCUCGCGCCAGAUCAAUGGAGCCCCCUGCAGCAUCGAAGAGGAGAAGGAGUCGGAGGCCGGCACCCCCACAGCUGGGGAGGUGGCCGAAUUCGGGCCCGACGGCAAAGCCCUGAGCCCCGAGCACGCCGGCGAGGCGGGGGCCUCCCCGCUGGGCGAAGUGGAACAGGUGAAUAAGUUUGUUUUAAGUGUCCUCCGUUUACUCCUUGUGACCAUUGGACUCCUCUUUGUCUUGCUCCUCCUCCUCAUCGUUCUUACCGAGUCUGACCUUGACGUUGCAUUUUUACGUGAUAUUCGUCAGACCCCCGAGUUUGAGCAGUUCCAUUACGAAUACUUUUGUCCCCUCAGGCGAUGGUUUGCCUGCAAGUUCCGCUGGCUGGUGGGCCUGCUCAUUGACACGUGAAACAAACAGGGGAAAGGGCUGUUCACGCGGCUGCCCCCCUCCUCUCCCCCCUUGGGGAUUUGAGAAGAUGCUAACACAACUACCGUUGCUGUUUCCGCCACAGAAUGGAGUGCAGCACCAUGCGAACACGAACCCAGCUUCUCUCAUGAAACCACAACAGACACUACGCCAUGGAGGAGUCUAGGACGGUUUCU